CGUGCGGGGAGCGCGCGCGCGGCGGGGCGGGAGCGGCCGCGCGAGCCGGGGCUGCGGGGCGGCCACGCCACUUCCGCCUCCGCCGCCGCGUGAGGGGCCGGGAGCGCCGGGAGCGGCGCCGGGAACUCCGGGAGCGGCACCGGGAGCAGCGCCGGGAGCGGCCCAGCCGGGAGCGCGGCGGAGGAACCGCCGCCUAGCGCAGCUCCGCGCCGGCCGCCGCAGCCCCGAGCGGCUGCGCCCCAGCUCCAUGAAUGGAAAUCGGCAGCGCAGGACCCGUGGGGGCACAGCCCCUGCUCAUGGUGCCCAGACGUCCCGGCUAUGGCACCAUGGGCAAGCCCAUUAAACUGCUGGCCAACUGCUUCCAAGUUGAAAUCCCAAAGAUUGAUGUCUACCUCUAUGAGGUGGAUAUCAAACCAGAUAAGUGUCCUCGGAGGGUGAACAGGGACGUGGUGGACUCUAUGGUGCAGCAUUUUAAAGUGACAAUAUUUGGGGACCGUAGACCAGUUUAUGAUGGGAAAAGAAGCCUCUAUACAGCCAAUCCACUUCCUGUGGCCACUACUGGGGUGGAUUUGGAUGUGACACUACCCGGAGAAGGUGGAAAAGAUCGUCCCUUCAAAGUGUCAAUAAAGUUUGUUUCUCGGGUGAGCUGGCACUUGCUGCAUGAAGUUUUGACAGGAAGAACCUUGCCUGAGCCUCUGGAACUAGACAAACCUAUCAGCACUAACCCUGUUCAUGCUGUCGAUGUGGUGCUACGACACCUCCCCUCCAUGAAGUACACCCCUGUGGGCCGUUCCUUCUUCUCAGCUCCAGAAGGCUAUGACCACCCCCUGGGAGGGGGCAGGGAGGUCUGGUUUGGCUUCCAUCAGUCUGUCCGACCUGCCAUGUGGAAGAUGAUGCUCAACAUCGAUGUUUCUGCCACUGCCUUCUACAAAGCACAACCCGUAAUUCAGUUCAUGUGUGAAGUCCUUGACAUUCAUAAUAUUGAUGAACAACCAAGACCUCUGACUGAUUCUCAUCGGGUAAAAUUCACCAAAGAGAUAAAGGGUCUAAAGGUAGAAGUGACUCACUGUGGGACAAUGAGAAGGAAGUACCGUGUCUGUAACGUAACGAGGCGGCCUGCAAGUCAUCAAACCUUUCCUUUACAGCUAGAAAAUGGCCAGACUGUGGAGAGGACAGUAGCACAGUAUUUCAGAGAGAAAUACAACCUCCAGCUGAAAUACCCUCACCUUCCUUGUCUGCAAGUGGGACAAGAACAAAAACACACCUACCUGCCUUUAGAAGUGUGUAACAUCGUGGCUGGCCAGAGGUGCAUCAAGAAGCUGACAGACAAUCAGACAUCAACCAUGAUAAAAGCUACAGCCAGGUCUGCCCCAGACAGGCAGGAGGAGAUCAGCAGACUGGUGAGAAGUGCAAAUUAUGAUGCAGAUCCAUUUGUCCAAGAGUUCCAGUUCAAAGUGCGGGAUGAGAUGGCGCACGUGACAGGACGUGUGCUCCCAGCCCCCAUGCUGCAGUACGGAGGACGGAAUCGAACCGUGGCAACACCAAGCCAUGGCGUGUGGGACAUGAGAGGGAAACAGUUCCACACUGGGGUGGAGAUCAAGAUGUGGGCCAUAGCUUGCUUUGCAACACAGAGACAGUGCAGAGAAGAAAUUCUGAAGGGCUUCACAGACCAGCUGCGCAAGAUCUCCAAGGACGCCGGGAUGCCGAUCCAGGGCCAGCCCUGCUUCUGCAAGUACGCCCAGGGUGCAGACAGCGUGGAGCCCAUGUUCCGACACCUCAAGAACACCUAUUCAGGGCUGCAGCUCAUCAUUGUCAUCCUGCCAGGGAAGACACCUGUGUAUGCGGAGGUGAAGCGUGUGGGAGACACGCUGUUGGGAAUGGCCACACAGUGUGUUCAGGUCAAGAACGUCAUUAAAACAUCUCCACAGACCCUCUCAAAUCUGUGCCUGAAGAUUAAUGUUAAACUAGGAGGAAUCAACAACAUCCUUGUACCUCAUCAACGACCUUCUGUGUUCCAGCAGCCAGUGAUCUUUUUGGGAGCUGAUGUCACUCACCCUCCAGCUGGAGAUGGAAAGAAGCCUUCCAUUGCUGCUGUUGUAGGCAGCAUGGAUGCUCAUCCCAGCCGGUACUGUGCCACGGUGAGGGUCCAGAGGCCCCGGCAGGAGAUCAUCCAGGACCUGGCCUCCAUGGUCAGGGAGCUGCUCAUCCAGUUCUACAAAUCAACACGGUUCAAGCCCACCCGGAUCAUCUUCUACAGGGACGGGGUCUCUGAGGGACAGUUCCGACAGGUUUUGUAUUAUGAACUGCUGGCCAUUAGAGAAGCCUGCAUCAGCUUGGAGAAGGAUUACCAGCCUGGAAUAACCUACAUUGUGGUGCAGAAGAGACAUCAUACACGGCUGUUCUGUGCUGACAGAACAGAAAGGGUUGGACGAAGUGGCAAUAUUCCAGCUGGGACAACUGUAGAUACAGACAUUACACACCCCUACGAGUUUGAUUUUUACCUCUGUAGCCAUGCUGGAAUACAGGGAACCAGCCGUCCCUCCCACUACCACGUCCUGUGGGAUGACAACUGCUUCACAGCAGACGAGCUGCAGCUGCUGACGUACCAGCUGUGCCACACGUACGUGCGCUGCACCCGCUCCGUCUCCAUCCCCGCGCCCGCCUACUACGCUCACCUGGUGGCAUUCAGAGCACGCUACCACCUCGUGGACAAGGAACACGACAGUGCUGAAGGGAGCCACGUGUCAGGACAGAGCAACGGGCGAGACCCGCAGGCCCUGGCGAAGGCUGUACAGAUUCACCAAGACACCUUACGCACGAUGUACUUCGCUUAAGUCAAUGACCCGGGAGACACUCACGGAGAGGAGAACUGAGAACUUAAGCCACAUACAAUGUAUGUUUCCAGGGGGUUGGUUUAGGGGCUGUGCCUCCCAUCGUGCUGGAGCUGACGCUGUGCAGGGGCGAGAGGCUCACCCUUAAAUUGACACGAGGAAGAUUGUUUACUUCAUCCAGGAACACAGCACUAUUAUGCAAUAUGAAACCAGCCAACUGCUUUUUUGGGGCGGGCUCCUGUGGGAAGCCACCGCCAUCAUUUUUUUUUUAAUUAUUAUUUCUCGUAGUUUAACCCUCUUCUGCCUUUACCUCAAGUUGCUCGGCAGCACAACUAUUGUUGCAAAAAAAAAAAAAAAAAGAUAGUAAUAAUAAACUAAAAUCUAUUGUGUAAUUUAAAACAAAAAAAACAAACCACCUUUUAGAAACAAUCACAGUGAUUGUUUGGAGAAGGGAAGUGUGCAAAAAAGAAAAUAAGUUUUUAACCCCCGUGCUUUGAGGAAUCUUUCUCUCAGUAUUGCCAUCGAGCGGUCGAAUGUGAACAUAUCCAAGUGCAUUGGAGUGUACAGCACUAGCUAGGUAACAGUGAGGGGGGAAGAUACUUUGCACACUAAUCCAAUAAUUUGAACCUAAUUUAGCCAAUGGCUGCCUUUGUGUCUUUUCUCACAGCUUUGGAGUUCUCAGCUCCAAGAGUUCCCUUUCUAAAGCAAUCCAAGAAGCUCGUGGUUCAUGUGCAGGCAGUAGUGACCCAACUCUUCUUGCUCCCUGGGGGAAUUUACUAAAGCUGCUGUUUUACCUAGUCCAAAAGUUUCAAUUUUUUCCUAUCUGGCAAGUCAAAUCUUUUGAAGCUUCAUGUGAGAUCCAAUGUCCCAGGAUUUCUGGGAUGACAUACAGUAACCACCAGAACUGAAACUUUAGAGCUAAGGUCUUUUUGGAAAAAAAAGAAGCCUGCUACUUUACUUGCUGCCUCUCACACCUUAAUGUGAUUCAUAUGUAUGUGUGUUUGAAGUUUAGCUUCCUUUUGUUUCUUUUAUAUUUAUUAGAGUAAUAAUAAUGCUUUAAUUUAAUUAUUACAGAACAUAUGGUCAACAUCAACUUUUAUUUUUUAGAAAUGUAAUCAUGUUUAUUUUUAAAAAAAGAAACUGACAACUUGUUUUGCUAUCUUUUAGUGCAAUAAGCAUUCUAAAGAAAAACUGUGUCCAUUGAGCUGUACUGAAGCAGUGUCUGUACCACAGACUGUGGGAGAAUGGACACCUCCAGGAUUUUAAAAGGACAAAGUAAAAGCCUUAAUUUUGAAAGGAAAGUUUUAUAGUCAGAAGGAAUCUUGAAUUUUCCUUUUUUAAAUCAAAAAAAAAACUACAAAAAAUGCUUCUAGACUUCUGCAAGCUUUACUUGUCGCUGCAGUCUUUUGAUUUAACAAAGGAAUUGGCCUUAUUUUUGGCUUUGAAAUGUGGAGCAUAUUUGAAUUAAAUGGAAAGAGUUUUGUAUUAAGAUCUCAGUUUUUACAUGCUUAGUUAAACCUAUUUGACAUCAGUAAAAUGUCUGGAAUUA
Messenger RNA from Onychostruthus taczanowskii (white-rumped snowfinch), 4380 nucleotides. It is a transcript of the gene AGO3, whose product is annotated as argonaute RISC catalytic component 3. NCBI's taxonomy places the organism in Eukaryota, Metazoa, Chordata, Aves, Passeriformes, Passeridae. Gene Ontology annotation, biological process: regulatory ncRNA-mediated gene silencing; regulation of stem cell proliferation. The record is from RefSeq and is a predicted model, not a curated record. The transcript is spliced from 19 exons. The coding region runs from base 252 to 2834 and encodes 860 amino acids. Gene Ontology annotation, molecular function: RNA binding; protein binding.